AUGAGCGCUUUUAAUAUUUAACCGGGGAUCUUGAUCAUUUGUGAGCUGCAGCCUCUUCCCAGCCUCUUCCCAGCCCCCCCACGCAUCGCUGGUAAUAACGCAUCAGCAGUGCCCGGGGAUGAUGGCGUUUCAAUGAGAGGAGGGGGAGAGGAGGAGAGACGUGCACCGUCAUCAGCAUCUGUCCGCCAGCUCCCUUUGUGUUCACCGGAGAGCGUGAAUGGCGAAAGAUGACAUGGCAGAGGUAGAUUUGGCAUCAAACGGAGCGGAACCCCCCGGCGAGGCCUCCUCGGCGUUUCCCUACGAGGAGUACGAAUGCAAGAUCUGCUAUAAUUAUUUCGACCUUGACCGCCGGGCUCCUAAGAUCCUGGAGUGCCUGCACACGUUUUGCGAGGAGUGCCUGAACACGCUCCAUCUCCGGGAGGAGCGGCCAUGGCGCAUCAGCUGCCCCGUCUGCCGCCACCGGACUCCGGUGCCGGAUUAUCGGAUACAAAACCUGCCCAACAACACCAAGGUAACGGAGGAUUUCCCGCUCUACAUCGACUCGGACCCCCUGCCCCAGGACGCGCUGCCGCCGUACCCUCCCCCGCUGCACCCAGCACUCGUCGCGCUCCGCCGGGAGGAAGCGUCGGGGACGUCCAGCGUCAGCCAGGCGACCCCGUCCACCACCGUGUCCACCGCCACGACCCUCUCCCAGGACUCGGUGCGCUACGACAGCUGUCAGAGCUGCAAGAGGGUGGCGCUGACCACCGGCUGCGUGUGCGUGAUCUUCUCCUUCCUGUCCAUGCUGGUGCUGCUGUUCAUGGGCCUGAUCUUUGUGCACAGUCACAGCAUUCCUCCCUCGCCGGCGGGACCCAUUUGCUUGUCGGUAGCCAGCAUCCUGGCCAUGUUCUCUGUGGUCGUCACGUGGCUCAUCUGCUGGCUCAAAUACAGACCGGACCAUGAGACAGGCCGCUCAUCCGCCACCAGCAACUCCCGGAGAAACGCCUGACAGGCUGCCGGACACGCAGAGUGUCUGAUGAUGUACAUAAUACUGGCGACUGAUACUCCCUUUACUUUUUCUAGGAAUAAAUCUCGCCCAAAAAUGGCCUUUUAUCAGUAUAGCAAACACCCAAAGGCCUUCCUGCUGUUUGGAGCAAUAGGCCGACAUGAUCCGUGGUAAUCUUUUUCCUGAAGUUGUACACUGGAGUUGACAGUGAAGGUCCAGCUGACUGGACCUGUGCUUGUUUUGAUGACUGAAUGUGAAGUGCUAAUUUAUUUCCAGGGUUUCCCUCCCCUCCACAUCCUGCUAAAUGAUAUGCACAUCCCACUCUGCCUCUCACUGUAUGAUAAACUGUCCAUGAUCCACUCGUAUAUCUCAACACAGCACUAUUGUAUUGUACAGAUAUUUGCCAAUGUUCACUUCUGAGUUUCCAGGUGAUGGGUUUUUGGUUUUUACGUGAGAAGCCUCCAAAAUGUCUGCGGUUACAAAGAAGUCGUGUCCACAAUCCAAACUGUAAAUAGUCCACAGAGACGUGGUGAGUGUUACUGGAUCAGCCUUCUCUUGGAGACCUUCCUCACCCUUGUGUUUGAGCGUAUCCUCCAGUUUCCUCUGAACACUGCACCUCUCCCGGGUUCUGUUUCAAAGAGACAGCUUGUGGUUUUGACCCUGUGUUUGGCUAAUCUUGUGCAUGAUGGGCUCCUGAAAGGCUGUUUGUUUCUACUGUUCUUGUUGCUGGAUGAAGUGAAACUCACUGUGUUCAUCCUGCACAGGCGUCCUGCUCCAGACCGCUGGGUAUGAGCGGGGAUUUCCUCUUUCUGUCACAUCACUUACACAACGCAAGUUGAAAAACAGGGUUUCCAACAUGGAGCUGCCUCCAUAACCGGCACCUUUUUAUACUUAACAUGUUGGUCUUUGCAUGCGGAUUUGAAGAGAGGUGAGAGUAGAGACCUGUUCUUCCUUCAAAGCCACGUGUGAGAAUCCAUCUCUCGGCCGGGCCGGACAUGUGAACAGUUUGGUGUCACUCUGGUUCCUCUGAGAUUGUCAGGAGCCCCUGAGCUUUGUGGCUGAAAGAUAGAAACACUUAUUAUUUCAGUAGCUGCACUAACACAAUGCAAAUAUUACAUUUCCCUAACUAAAACUUGUUUUUCCCUGCAGAAAUGCAUUGUGGGUCUGCAUCAAAACAGUGAAAUCAGACCGCAGUGUAUUCAACAAAAACGUAUUCUGAACAUUACUGUGAACCGUGAAUGUGUGUGUGUGUGUGUAACCCUUUCUACAAUCUAUACAAUUAUUUAUUUAUUAUUCUUAAAUAUGGCUAAAAGUGACACGUUAUCUUCGGUGCAGAGACCCUCCUGUUGAGUUGCACCCCUCCCCUUCCUGUCAGCGUUUAGUUCACAAGUCGGAGAUGAUUGGGACCCCAACGUGGUUUAAUACUUGUUGCUCUUGCACACUCAUGUUAUCACUUCCUCACUGCAUGAGGAAAAAUGCAAAAUAAACAUGAAUCCUACCCCCCCCCCCAAACUAACUCCCAUGCUUGCUUCAAUCAUCCUGCUCAACCCUCUCCCCAACUUUUAAAUGAUGCACUUUCACCCUCCUAUUGGACACAAGUAACGGGGGUUUACCUUUUGUUAAAUGUAAGCAUAUUUAUUUCAGAGGACCUAGAACAUGUUGGUGGUUUUUAUGACAAUCUGUGGUUGUUGUUGACGUAUUUGCACAGAGAAAUGUUCUUUAUGUGCUGUUUUACAUACAUAAACACAUUUCAGUAAUAAAGGAAACAUGA
Molecule: messenger RNA, 2756 nt
Organism: Cottoperca gobio
Lineage: Eukaryota; Metazoa; Chordata; Actinopteri; Perciformes; Bovichtidae
Gene: rnf228
Product: ring finger protein 228
Exons: 1
Coding region: 218-988 (256 amino acids)
Biological process (GO): protein ubiquitination
Molecular function (GO): ubiquitin protein ligase activity
Source: RefSeq, a predicted model, not a curated record